AUGUAUUCCAGAGAGUCUAUUGUUCAAGAUGCCUUAGAUGAGCUCCAGUCCAUCAGCCAAAAAUUGUCUGAUUUAUUCCCAUAUUGGGAACUUAAUCAUCUGCGGCAGUUGUUGGAAUGGGGGAGAUGGUUUUAUUUGUGGGGAAGAAAGUGGGGCGAUGAACAAGAUGUGCGCUGGGAAACUGCUGUGUGUACAGUGGAGGACACUCUUCACAGACAUUCCCUGGAAAUUCUGUUUCUUUGUCUCACGUUGAAGGAGAAAUUGCUGAGGGUUGAUGAUUCUGAUGAGAGAUGGGAUGCUGAUUCGGAGGGAUGGGAUGAUGUGCUUCAAGAUUUUCUUGGGAGAAUUAUUGAAUCGGUGCAACCAGGAAUUGAGGAAUUGGUCGGAAUGUUGGAGACAGAUCUCACAUUGCAAACAAGAUCUUCUUCUCGAACAGAUGUGAAGCAACUGCUGGACAGCGUCGACUUCAUUCUUCACAGUUUGCAGAGUCUUGAACAUCAGAGUCCCAACGCAAAUGAAACCGUAACGUUCAUGAAGAACUUCAUUCGCUUUGCUACGCUUCACGGACUUGAGGAUAGGCAGAUCAUCGGAGAUCUCUUGACUCACUUUGAACGUGUAUUUAUUCAAUCUGCAGUCCUACUUUUUGGUGUUUGCGUUCGACGUGGUUAUCUUUCAGCAGAUUCUCGUGGUGAACUUCUGAGAAAAAUUGAGCCAGUUGAGUCGCGUGUUUGUGAGAUUUAUGUUGGUGUCUUGCAAGAUGUUUCAAAGUUUUCAGGGUCCUCCUUCCAUCCCACUAAAGAAACUCAUUCAUUGGUGUUUAGAGACUUUGUGGAUUCUCUCAUUUUUCUGAUUUUGAACCUUUUCUUCCGUGAUGCCAUUUUUGUGGACAUGUUUCCCCACGAAAUGCAUAAAGUGCAUGAGGGACUCUCAUUCUUGAGAACCACUCUAUCAGAGCACCAUGACAAGCUUGAUGACCUCAUUAGACCUUUGAUUUGUGAGGCAGGCAUCCUAAUUUUUCAUCUCUAUCAAGAAAAUGGAGAACAAAGAGGAAGGUUGAUUGCAAAAUUAGAGCUCCUUUUUUCCAAUUUCGAGACAAAACUCCAAAUUCUCAAGGCUGCAGAAGAAGAUGCGCCAAGGUUUCCACCAACAUCAGCAUAUCCCCAAACAAACUUGUUGGGUUUUAUUGACUCUGUCUUGGAAAAAAUAAAGACAUUCGUGAUUCAAGUUUCUUCAGUAAAGGAUAAGUUCCAAGCCCUCCACGAUGAUCUUACAGUUUUAAGAUCUUUUGUAGUCCAUGAUAAUGGGAUGAAGAUCCAAGAUCUCUCGAGUCGCAUUGCAGCGGUAGCUUAUGACACGGAGUUUGUACUUGAUUCUUUGGUUGUUGCUGGUAAACCACUCCGGACGAGCCUUAUCGUGCAGCUUGAUGUUAUCAUAACAGAGAUUGAGCUUAUUAAGACUCAGGUCUCGGAGAUUCCUUGGAGUAUGGAGCCAACCAUUGCAGUUCAAAAGAUUAGUCAAGCUAACCUUAAGAUGGCACCAGCAGUUGGUAAGAUCCCAGAUUCCAAUGAGAGAGUGGUGGGCUUGGAUGACGAGGCAAAGAUCAUCAUCGAUAGACUCACUAGAGGGAAAAAACAGUUAGAUGUGGUUUCGAUUGUGGGCAUGGCCGGAUUAGGUAAAACUAGUUUGGCGAAGAAAGUUUAUCAUCAUUCCCGCAUCUCUCAUCACUUCCAGGUUCGCUCUUGGGUCACCGUGUCUCAAGAAUACAACACAAAAAGUUUGUUGAUUGGGAUUUUAAGCGGACUGGACCAAAAUUCAACUGGAGCGUAUAUAAAUAUGAGGGAAGAUGAUUUGGCUGAAUGGCUCCGUAAACGGUUGAAGGGAAUCAGGUAUCUUAUCAUCUUGGAUGAUAUUUGGGAUACUCAAGUAUGUAAUAGUUUGAAAAUGUCAUUCCCAGACGAUGAUAAGGGUAACAGAAUUCUUCUAACCAGUCGACAGGAGACUAUUGGUUUGGAAAUCAAUCCACACUCUGAACCUCACUGUCUUCGUGCACUAAAUGAUGAUGAGAGUUGGGAAUUAUUUCGGAAGAAGAUGUGCUAUGACCAAAGUUGUCCAUCGGAAGAAGUAAUUGCUCGUGCCAAGACAAUAGCAAAAUCCUGCAAGGGAUUGCCGCUGAUGAUUUUAAUUGUUGCAGGAGUUCUCGCUAAUACAGAGCCAAGUAAGUGGGAAGAAGUUGAAGAAAUGCUAAAAACAGUUUCUUUUACUUCAGAAAUAAUCAUCCCAUCGUCAAUUCUCAAUCUCUCAGAUUUGGAGACUUUGAUUGUUACUGGUGGUGACAGAGUUUUGUUGCCGGAUACUUUGUGGGGUAUGAAAAAAUUAAGGCAUCUGGAAGCUUGGGAGUGGGUAUUGCCAUCAGAGAUUCCCGUAGCCAAUUUGGAGAAUUUGCAGACUUUCUCGACUGUAAGAUUCACCUGCAGCCAAACGAUGGUGGGAGUAUUGAAGAAGUUACCAAAUCUCCGGACACUACGCUGUCGUCUCGAUCUGGAUGAAGGAGAGUGCACUGUGGAUUUCAUCACUUUGACUCAACUCGAACUUUUUUCACUCUGCAUCAUUACUUCUGGUGGGACGAACUUUUUUCAAUUUCGAUUUCCCCAGAAUCUAAAGGAACUAUCUGUGUAUUCAACUUGCCUUACAUGGAGUGAAGUUUCAGCUAUUGGAAGGCUACCAAAUCUUGAAGCUCUCCGAUUGGAUGGGAAUGAAAUCACGGCGGAAAAUUGGCUACUAAAUCUUGAAGCUCUCCGGUUGCAUGGGAAUGAAUACAAGGGGGAAAAUUGGGACAUUGAAGAAGAAGGCACAUUCCCCAAACUCAGAGUGUUGGAAUUAUACGACAUGACCAGUUUGGAGAGAUGGACAACGGCUUCGGAUGACGACUUCCCAUCUAUCGAGACAUUGAUACUCAAACGCUGCAAUCGCUUAAAGGAAAUCCCUUCUUGUAUAGCCCAAAGUUCAACGCUUCAGAUGAUUGAGGUCAGGAAUUGUCCACGUGUCUUUAAUUCGAUAAAGGAAAUUCAUGAAAUGCAGAUGGAUUAUGGAAAUGAAGAUCUACGGAUAUAUCUCGACAAAGAACAACUAACAAAAGAGUAA
This is a messenger RNA of Oldenlandia corymbosa var. corymbosa, 3141 nucleotides long. Lineage: Eukaryota; Viridiplantae; Streptophyta; Magnoliopsida; Gentianales; Rubiaceae. The record is from the annotation of a GenBank genome assembly.